Effrenium voratum is the source of this 339-nucleotide messenger RNA. The record is from the annotation of a GenBank genome assembly. Lineage: Eukaryota; Dinophyceae; Suessiales; Symbiodiniaceae.
AUGCGCUUUGCACUGAGCCUGAGCACCAAGUAUGCGCCAAGCAGCGGGCCAAAGGGGGAGCUCAGCACUAUGCAUCGGCACAUUCAGCUCACCAGCAUGGAAUGGAUUGACACGGCGCUGUUGGAGAGAGGUGUCUUGCCCAGUGUGAAGCGGCCGAGCGCUCAGAUGCCUCGCAGCUUGGCGCGGCCGCAGGGCGCAUCAGCAUCGAUUUUUGAUGCAAUUUCACUGCGGCCCAUUCCGUCCGUGACAACCUUGGCAAUAGUUGUAGAAGACACCCUGCAAGUGCCUUGGCCGACAUCCGGGGUGUUGCUGAGGAGUGCAGCACCCAACAGAUUGUGA